Nicotiana tabacum (common tobacco) is the source of this 1206-nucleotide messenger RNA. RefSeq lists its product as uncharacterized. Lineage: Eukaryota; Viridiplantae; Streptophyta; Magnoliopsida; Solanales; Solanaceae. Gene Ontology annotation, biological process: transcription elongation by RNA polymerase II. The record is from RefSeq and is a predicted model, not a curated record. Gene Ontology annotation, cellular component: elongin complex; nucleus.
GCGCGUACAAACACGUGCUCCAACCCCUUCGAUAUUACUUUAGGGGAUAUACAACCUCUCAUCGGCGUCUUCGUCUUCUUCCAUCAAUCGAUCAAUUCUUUUAUUUUCAGUAUUUUUCAUGAAUCCUCCGAUGCAUACAAGUUUGUAAAAAUCAUAUUUGCAAUUCAAAUUCCUUUUUCCCAAGUUCAGAUUUCAGAUUUUUCUUUGUCGGAGUCCGUCGGCCGAAUUUCAGCUCCGAUACGUGCCGGUGUAACUGGCCAGAAUAGAUUGGAGCACUUAGUCGGCAUAAACAACGUAUAACAAUGAGGCGUAUGGUUCCUUCACUGGUAGAUUUAUGUGUUCAGACAGCUAUAGAUAAUGUCAGAUACCUAGGGGAUGUUGGUGAAACAGAUUCUCAUCUACUAGAGCGCAUUUUGCCUCACUGUUCUCUUGAACAGUUAAUACAUGUGGAGAAUUCGACACAAGGAAGAGAUCUCAGUCAAGUGACAGAUAGACUUUGGAAGAGGUUCUACCAGAUUCAGUUCGGUGAGAAGAGCACCAAUCAGGUGGUUGAGAGAAUGAAGCAAAAGAAAGUAACAUUUAAAUGGAAACUGUUGUAUGAGGCAAAGUCAAAAGAAGUGGAGGAGACUCAACAAAGGUCAUUCGAAAGAAUCAAGGAAUUGUAUCAAAAGGAAGAUGCAAAACGGCAAAGCCGACAAGUUCGAGUUUGCACAAAGGUUCCACCUUCUAGCAAUAAAAGAAGCUUUUGGGGUAGUGGACCUGGUAGCAGUUUUUGCAACACAAAGAGUACCUUGAUGAAGAAGGCAAAAAUAGAGUUUGUAAACAGUCGAGAAGUAAAGAAUCUCGCAGCUAUGAAGAAUAAGGCUGUGCAAAGAAAUCACAGCCACAGCCAAAUUUCUCCUGCAAAAAAACCAGGUGGUUUUUCCUCUAUGGCUUCUUCCUCAAGAUCAAACUUUACAAGCCGGUAAGAGAGAUUCUACACUGGCAUUGAAAGCAUCAAAGUCGGCUGUUGAAGAAAAUGAUGAUUACUUUGUUUUCUGCAACAUCAAAGUGCAAUUCUGUAUUUAUUCAUAAAACUUUUGCGGGCUUGAGUGUCAUACUUUCCAUUGUUUUCAAUCCAUAGUAUUGCAAAUAGUGCUUUUGGAUUUCUUGUAAAAUAGGAAAUUGGAAGUCUGAGGACAUCAAAUAAAACUAGUUUCAUAUGAA